CCUCCGUGCCCUGUGCGUGUUGCUUGCAGCCCAGGACUGGCUUCGUCCUGCUCUGCUGUUCAGUCUGGCUCGUCUCCCUAGCCUUGGUGGGAGGCAGUGUCCGCCAGAAGUAUGCAACUAUGAGUAGGGACUGCUGCUGCAUCCCGCUACUCGCGGGGGAGGCGAGUCCGGUUUCCGUGGCCAGUCUGCGCUGGACUUGAGUGGGCGUAUCUGGCUGAGCGGUGGGGCACCUAGGACCCCUUUAGUGCAGAUAGCGUUAGAGGCUGGGCCGGGGUUAGAGAUCGGGCUGCCCCAGCCCACGUUCAGAGCAGGCCCUUGGCUCCCAGAGGACAGCUGGAAUGAAGCUGCUGCUAGAAUGAUCCCGAGUCCCUUCAUUUCUGCAUCUCAACGACCGAGAGCUCUGGAGGCAUAAGGACCCAUCCUCACUAGUAACUAUGAGCCUUUAGAACAACUCUCAGAAGAGCCUAGAAGCUGACAUAUUUUCUAUCUAGAUUUAGUACUGCUGGGCACAGUGGUGCACUCCCAUAAUCCCAGCCAUUCAGGAGGUCGAGGCAGGAGGAUCCCUAGUUUGAGACUACCCUGGACAGGACAGCCUCUGUCCUAAGGAGAGAAAGAAGGGUAUUUGCUUGUUACCUUAUCUUAUUUUACUUAGCAAAAAUCAACAUGUCAGGGUGGGAGUCUUACUAUAAAACCGAGGGCGAUGAAGAGGAAGAGGAGGAGGAGAACCCUGAUGCAGGUGGAGAAUAUAAAUACUCAGGAAGAGAUAGUUUGAUAUUUUUGGUGGAUGCCUCCAGGCCCAUGUUUGAAUCUCAGGGUGAAAAUGAAUUGACUCCUUUUGAUAUGAGCAUCCAGUGUAUCCAGAGUGUGUAUACAAACAAGAUCAUAAGCAGCGACCGAGAUCUCCUGGGAGUGGUGUUCUAUGGUACCAAGAAAGACAAAAAUUCAGUGAAUUUCAAAAAUAUUUACGUUUUACAAGAGCUGGAUAACCCAGGCGCUAAACGAGUGCUGGAGCUUGACCAGUUUAAGGGGCAGCAGGGACAAACACACUUCCAAGACCUGAUUGGCCACGGGUGUGACUACUCGCUGAGUGAAGUGCUGUGGGUCUGUGCCAACCUCUUCAGCGAUGUGCAGGUCAAGAUGAGUCAUAAGAGGAUCAUGCUCUUCACCAACGUCGACGAUCCCCAUAGCAGUGACAGUUCCAAGGCCAGCCGGGCCAGGACCAAGGCCAGCGACCUCCGUGACACUGGUAUCUUCCUUGACUUGAUGCACCUGAAGAAACAUGGGGGCUUUGAUGUGUCCUUGUUCUACAGAGAUAUCAUCAGCGUAGAAGAGGAUGUAGACCUGGGUGUUCACUCUGAGGAAUCAAGCAGGCUGGAAGACUUGUUGAGGAAGGUUCGAGCCAAGGAAACCCGGAAGCGCGUGCUCUCCAGGUUAAAAUUUAAGCUUGACAAAGAUACAGCACUCACUGUGGGCAUUUAUAAUCUGGUCCAGAAGGCCAGCAAGCCACCGCCAGUGAGGCUGUACCGGGAAACCAACGAAGCAGUGAAAACCAAGACUCGGACGUUCAACGUGAACACAGGCAGCUUGCUCUUGCCCAGCGACACCAAGCGGUGUCAGAUCUACGGGGAUCGGAAGAUUGUGCUAGAGAAAGAGGAAACGGAGCAGCUGAAGCGGUUUGAUGAGCCAGGUUUGAUUCUCAUCGGCUUCAAGCCCUUGGCCCUGCUGAAGAAGCACCAUUACCUGAGGCCCUCCCUGUUCGUGUACCCCGAGGAGUCCCUGGUGAAUGGGAGCUCAACCUUGUUCAGUGCCCUGCUCAUCAAAUGUCUGGAGAAGGAGGUCAUAGCCCUGUGCAGAUACACGGCCCGAAAGAGCACUCCCCCUUAUUUUGUGGCUUUGGUGCCACAGGAAGAGGAGCUGGAUGACCAGAAAAUUCAGGUGGCUCCUCCAGGCUUCCAGCUUGUCUUCCUACCCUAUGCCGAUGAUAAACGAAAUGUGCCUGUCACUGAAAAGGUCAUGGCCAACCCAGAGCAGAUAGACAAGAUGAAAGCCAUUGUUCAGAAGCUGCGCUUCAAAUACAGAAGUGACAGCUUUGAGAACCCCGUGCUGCAGCAGCACUUCAGGAACCUGGAGGCCUUAGCCUUGGAUUUGAUGGAGCCUGAGCAAGCAGUAGAUCUGACCUUGCCCAAGGUUGAAGCAAUGAAUAAAAGACUGGGCUCCCUGGUAGAUGAAUUUAAGGACCUUGUUUACCCACCAGACUACAAUCCUGAGGCGAAAGCCACUAAGCGAAAGCAAGAUGGUGAAGGUUCUGGGAGCAAAAGGCCAAAUGUGGAGUUGUCUAAAGAGGAGCUGAAGGCCCAUGCCACCAAGGGCACGCUGGGCAAGCUCACCGUGCCCUUGCUGAAGGAGGUCUGCAGGUUGUAUGGGCUGAAAGUUGGGCUAAAGAAACAGGAGCUGCUGGAUGUGCUCACCCAGCACUUGCUGAAGGACUGAGUGCAGCGCACAGCUAGCUGCCUUCAGCUUUCCGCCUUCCUGACCAGGAUGAGCUGCCUGCCUCCAUUCCUUUCACCAACUUAGCAGCUGUUUCUGCAGAGUUGCCAGGUGCUGUUGGGAGCCAAGGACAUGAGGUUUGUGGAACCUCUUGUUACCAUGGAGACCACACAGCUCUCCCCUUAUGCUGUGCCUUAUCUACUUCAUGAAUAAAGGCCUAACUUCAUACU
Messenger RNA from Fukomys damarensis (Damara mole-rat), 2717 nucleotides. It is a transcript of the gene Xrcc6, whose product is annotated as X-ray repair cross complementing 6. Lineage: Eukaryota; Metazoa; Chordata; Mammalia; Rodentia; Bathyergidae. The transcript is spliced from 12 exons. The record is from RefSeq and is a predicted model, not a curated record. Gene Ontology annotation, molecular function: double-stranded DNA binding; DNA helicase activity; telomeric repeat DNA binding. Gene Ontology annotation, biological process: double-strand break repair via nonhomologous end joining; cellular response to gamma radiation; cellular response to X-ray. Bases 664 to 2490 code for a protein of 608 amino acids. Gene Ontology annotation, cellular component: nucleus; Ku70:Ku80 complex.